Nerophis ophidion (straightnose pipefish) is the source of this 5659-nucleotide messenger RNA. RefSeq names its product thyrotropin releasing hormone receptor 2 (gene trhr2). Lineage: Eukaryota; Metazoa; Chordata; Actinopteri; Syngnathiformes; Syngnathidae. The transcript is spliced from 6 exons. Bases 524 to 1870 code for a protein of 448 amino acids. Gene Ontology annotation, cellular component: membrane. The record is from RefSeq and is a predicted model, not a curated record. Gene Ontology annotation, biological process: phospholipase C-activating G protein-coupled receptor signaling pathway. Gene Ontology annotation, molecular function: thyrotropin-releasing hormone receptor activity.
GGGGGACGGCAGAAUGUGCAGCUUUGGACCGCUUUAUCGACCAGACACAGGUGGGGAAAGAAUAGUUUGAUUUCGUAAUGACAAUGUCACUUUUAACAAGGAUUCAGCAUCAGAAUGACACGUUUCAGGGAAACAUAAGGUGGCUGAUUAGGAGCAUGUGGGUGUUCAGAAAUCCAGAGACAAUCACCUUCAAAGUCAUCUUUGUUACUAUUUUCUUAUUCUGUUGCUUCCACUCAAGUUUCAAACAAUAGAGUGAGGCAAACACAUAGAAGGAAAUGCAAAAGAGAUGCAAAAGUGCAGUGGCUGUUAUUUUUUUCCCUUACAAUGGCAGGCUAAAGCAGAUUAAGAAUUUUGUUCUAAUGAAUAGAACGAAACUUGUGUAAACCAACUGACAUGAACUGAGAUUGAAAGCUAAUGAUGUAGGGGAAGGAGCACGUCCCUCAUUAAUUUAUUUUAAUCAAAUGAUUCUAGCCUUGGAUUAACUCACAAUUGUAGAGCGAAACAGAACAGCUAUUUAUUAGGCAUGACUGACAACGUGAGCUCAAGAGUUGACAUCCCAACCAACAUUUCCCUCAGCCCCACUGUUGCCAUUUUCCAGUCCCUGGAGUACAAGACGGUGUCUGUGUUUUUGGUAAUGCUAGUGUGUGGUGUUGGCAUUGUGGGAAACAUCAUGGUGGUUCUCGUGGUCCUGACUACACGCCACAUGAGGACACCUACAAACUGUUACCUGGUGAGCCUGGCCAUAGCUGACCUUACAGUGUUGGUCGCAGCGGGACUUCCCAACAUCUCAGACAGUCUCACAGGCACCUGGGUGUUUGGACACGCCGGUUGCUUGGGAAUCACCUACUUGCAAUACCUGGGCAUCAACGUGUCGUCCUGCUCCAUCACCGCCUUCACUGUGGAAAGGUACAUUGCUAUCUGCCAUCCAAUGAAGGCUCAGACGGUUUGCACAGUGUCCAGGGCUAAGAAGAUUAUUACUGGGGUUUGGAUACUCACCUGUGUGUACUGCAUAUUAUGGUUUUUCCUUGUGGAUAUUCAGGUGAGCCCGGAUGGACUUGUUCAGUGCGGGUACAAAGUGAAGAGGGAGCUCUACCUGCCCAUCUACCUCAUCGACUUUGCCAUUUUCUACGUCGUUCCCUUGCUUCUUGCUAUUGUGCUGUAUGGGCUCAUAGCACGGAUCCUCUACCUGGGGCCUCUGCCAAACCAACCUGACACCUGUACUACAUUGCGUCAAAGUUGCCGAGAAGGCACAGAAGUCGGAACAAGAGCUCGCCCACGCUGUCCAAGGAGUGCUCUCUCAGCCAGGAAACAGGUGACCAAAAUGCUGGCAGUAGUGGUGAUCCUAUUUGCUCUUCUGUGGAUGCCCUACCGAUCGUUGGUUCUGAUCAACUCUUUUGUGUCCACACCCUAUCUGGAUGCCUGGUUUUUGUUGUUUUGUCGGACUUGCGUGUAUGCCAACAGUGCAAUCAACCCAGUGAUAUACAACGCCAUGUCUCAGAAGUUCCGCUCGGCAUUCCGCGGGUUGUACCACUGCAGGCAGCAAGACGGAAUGCUGAGGACGUUGUCAGCAAUUCCGGCAGGCACAGUCCGUGACCCACGUACCUCCCAGUCUAAUAUCAGCCGGGUCAAUCCAAAGACUAGAACAGAUGUAAAUCCCCAAAAGGGUAAUGGUCGUCAGGAGCCACCGAUUUUAAAUGGCAACAAAAAAGAAAAUUUGCCCAAAUCAGCCACUUAUAUUGGUAUUUUAGAGGAGAGUUGUGUUGACACAUCCUUACUAAAUGAUAAUAAGCUGGAUCACUCUACAUCUGAAGAUGCCAGAGUUGAUUUUCCAGAACCAUGUACAGCAAAAAGUCAGCUGGACGUUACGUAAGUACCUGAAGUCUUUGAAGCCUUGAAAUCGAUAACUAUGUAGGGAUUUCAAUGAAUUUGGACGAUGUGAAAAACAACACAUACCCGUGUAACAUAUAUUUAUUUUAAAAUGUUAGAGGGAAACUGAACAUGAAAUCAGGUCAUUUUAAGUAAAUUUAAGUAGUUUCCUCCAAGAACAGAUUCAUACAGUAGUGUUAUAAUGUUUCCCUCACACGUUAUUGUUUUUAUUUUGAUCUUUCUAUAAUCUCCUAAACUUAAAAGUGACAUUAGAUUUUCCUUUGCUAGCAGUUUACUGCUCUGUUCAGCACAAUUAAGGAGUUACAGUAAUCCUGUGUGAAGCAAGAACACUAGUUUUUCCCCACACUAUUGAAAGAUCAAAUUAGUGUGUGCAUUUUUCAGUCUUCAACACAUUUGAGGAAUUCUUCUGUUGUUUCAGUUCAGUACUGUGUUUCGGGUGGUAGCUGAGAUAUUUAAAGCAGCUGUGACUUUCAAGAAGUUUUCAUCCUUUCUUUCCAGUGUUAUUCUCUCCCAAUUCGAGCAUUGACCUUGUGAAUUAAUUAAUACUAUUACAGCUGGAAGUACAGUUAUCCAAUCUAUGGAUUUAGUAUCCUACUCUAUUGACUUAAAUUUGAACAAAGCUCAAUUAAGGUAAGCAGUAUUUUUAAUGAUCGUGCUGGUGCAGCCUUCCUUUUCAGUGUGGGUUUUUUCCUAAUUUUCCCUUUUUGAAAGCAUGAAUGACAUCAAGAUGGCUGUGAGGGCUGAGCUGUGGGGGAUCCGGGAAGUUCCCUUCCAGGAGUACAUGAAGGCAUGACAGACAAGGCUGGAAAGUGCAUUGAACUCCAAGUUGUGGUUACUUCAAAAGGAAAAAAUGUGUUGUUUCUGUAUUAAACUGUCUCUUUUGUGACUGCAACUUGAAAAACCCAGGGCCAAAAACAACAAAGACAUUACAGUAACUGCAUGGUCAAUGUAGGCACAUCCCUGUUGGGUUUAUAUUGAGAGUGUCCCUUUUUCACUUCCGAUUCGAUAUCAAUACUUCAGCCGGCUCAAAAAAUGUAUACUUUUAUCAUUUUGUUGUGUAGAAUGUUAGAAAAAGCUUGAUACGACCAAUGGUAGGUGUGGAAAAAACACCAACCUAUUUGUUAUUAAGUGAAUUGUGAAGUUAAUUAUAUUUAUAUAGCGCUUUUCUCUAGUGACUCUAAGCGCUUUACAAAGUGAAACCCCAAAUAAAAAUAUUACUCACUUCUCACAUUCAGACUGUAGUCUCCACAUAAAACAAAAGUGAAGCGACGUUAGAUUAGUUAUUUGUGAUUUUCCAUGGUGUCAAACAUUGGUCGGCUCAUUUAUAGGAGUGCAUGACUCUAGCCUGGCUUAACGACAUGAUGUACACUGGGUUUAUACAGAUAAACAUAUAGGUAAUAGCUCUCUAGACUCUUAUUUUGAAUUGAAGUGAAGUGAAUUAUAUUUAUAUAGCGUUUUCUCUAAUGACUUAAAGCUUUUUUACGUAGUGAAAACCAAUAUCUAAGUUACAUUCAAACCAGUGUGGGUAUCACUGGGAGCAGGUGGGUAAAGUCUCUUGCCCAAUGACACAACGGCAGUGACUAGGAUGGCGGAAGCGGGGAUCGAACCUGCAACCCUCAAGUUGCUGGCACGGCCGCUCUACCAACCCAGCUAUACCGCUAUAACCAUCUGGAAUGGACUUAUGCUGCUUUUAAGUUGAAGUGGAGUGGUAAUUGGCUUUUUGACAACACCAAGUGGCUACAAUAAUUCAGUCAAAGUUAAAUGAUGCGGACACUUUUGUUACUGUAUACUUUCUAACAUGUCUUGGAAACUUAAUUUCUGUAAGUAAAAUUUGCUUUGUUUGUAUUGACAAAUGGGUUUAAAACUGCAAUAUUGUUCACUUACGGACAAUUAGCACGUAUGUCUAGCUGGUGUGCUAUUGUGUGCUAAUCUGUUGUGUAGCUGCUAGCUCCCAGUAAUCUAUACCCUACCAUGUUUACCUUUUGUAAAUGACUUCACUAAAGUAGAAAAACAUAUUACUUUUGCGUGCUUAACUGGCUGUCGAGCUUUGCACAAGUAAACACGCUGCAGGACUCUUUGUAUUGGAGAUUUUAGAUGCAAGUCUGUAUCAUCCGAUCCUUGUUUUUUUGUUGAUGUCAGACCAAUAUCCGCUACCAAUAUUGGAUCGUGGAAUCGACAGGCGGAUCGGUGCGGCGUAUUCAGUAAUGAGGACGUUGUACCGAUCCGUUCUGGUGAAGAAGGAGCUGAGCCGGAAGGCAAAGCUCUCAAUCUACCGGUCGAUCUACGUUCCCAUCCUCACCUAUGGUUAUGAGCUUUGGGUCAUGACCGAAAGGAUAAGAUCACGGGUACAAGCGGCCGAAAUGAGUUUCCUCCGCCGUGUGGCGGGGCUCUCCCUUAGAGAUAGGGUGAGAAGCUCUGUCAUCCGGGAGGAUCUCAAAGUAAAGCCGCUGCUCCUCCACAUCAAGAGGAGCCAGAUGAGGUGGUUCGGGCAUCUGGUCAGGAUGCCACCCGAACGCCUCCCAAAAGAGGUGUUUAGGGCACGUCCAACCGGUAGAAGGGCCACGGGGAAGACCCAGGACACGUUGGGAAGACUAUGUCUCCUGGCUGGCCUGGGAACGCCUCGGGAUCCCCCGGGAAGAGCUGGACGAAGUGGCUGGGGAGAGGGAAGUCUGGGUUUCCCUGCUUAGGCUGCUACCCCCGCGACCCGACCUCGGAUAAGCGGAAGAAGAUGGAUGGAUGGAUGGAAUAUUGGAUCAGGGCACCCCCAGUUUUUAUUAUGUUUCUAACAAUGGUAACAUUAAAAGACUUGUUUUUUUGUUUUGUUGUUGACAUCUUCAAAUCGUUGCUGCUCGAAGCUGGCAACGUCAGCCGUUGGUCAAUGAUCAGUUUUUGGGAUGGGAGGUUUAAAGCCUGACCCAGCCGGUUGUUACCCAGUGGGGGCUAUAAUUCUGUCCUGUGUGAGUUUUGUUUUUGCAAACUCAAGAACUAUGGUAGUCAUAACUGCAUAAAAUUGAGUGAUAUAGUCUGUGAAUGAUCUUAAAUCGUUUGGCUUUUGCAUGGUGCUUACUUGUCAGCAUGAUCAUUUGCUAAACUUUUUAAGGGUUGAUUAGUGCAAUUUAGAUAUUAAUCCAGUGAACUUUUUUUUAAUUGUUUAAAAUGUGUCAAAACUAACAGUAUUUGAGUAGUGUGACUUUUUUUCUUCUUCGACUGUAGUUACUAGUUGUUAUCGUAGCAUAAUUAUGUUUGUACAAAGUAUGUAUGCUUGCAGAAAAAAACAAAAUAUUUUUGUACAGCAGUGACGUGGUAAUACUGAUGUGAAAUUAAAUGUUCAAUAUUUCGAGAAUUUGGUUCCAAGCGUGUGUAUUAAAAUGUAUUUCUAUUGACUGUCUCAUGAUAUUUUCCAUGUAGAGCAGGGGUCUCAAACAUGCAGCCCGCGGGCCAAUUGCAGCCCGCGAGACGUUACUUUGUAGCCCGCACUUUGAUAUGACAAUAUAAUCUUGGUGCGGCCCGCAAGUUUAAUGUGAACGGCGCUUGACCGCGUCAUACUUUCCCAACGUUCCCAAUUAUCAGGGCAUUCAUUCUCUCGAAAUCCCUGUCGAAUUUUACCCAAUCAACAACAUUCAGGGGGUGCCAUAAUGGUACUGUCUUUAGCGCCCUCUACGUCCUGUAUAGACAGCGUGCAAGCCCAGUUACCGGUAUAUGUUGCAUCUAGCUGUGUCACACGCACGUGUGCUACAGCAAGACAUAUUUGAUCAACAGCUACACAGGUCAC